Molecule: messenger RNA, 4284 nt
Organism: Blumeria graminis f. sp. triticale
Lineage: Eukaryota; Fungi; Ascomycota; Leotiomycetes; Helotiales; Erysiphaceae
Source: the annotation of a GenBank genome assembly
AUGGUAACAAGUUCUCGUACGGUUCACGAGCAGCUCGAAACCCUUGAGAAGCUAUCCGCGCCAUUUGAAGAACAGAUUUUGGAGGCCGCCACAUUAAUUGGUCUCGAUAUCGAAGAAAAUGGGAGAUUAGCUGAGGAUAGGACUAAAGUUAAGAGACUAAUUAACAUUGUACCAUACAAAAGAGAAGAAUGGUCUUUAAUAUGGCUACUGAAAAAUUUGAAAGCCGAGCCACUGGCAAGGACAAACCCGUCUUCUUGGUGGCUACUGAAAUACCUAAUUGAAGCCCUACCACAGCGAAGUGCUGCCCGAAUCCUCACCAGUAAGGAAUUAUUUGUGACAGACCAAACUCAGACUAAUCGGACGAAAAUAUCGAUUCUAUGUGUAGCCCUACAGCAGGCUCUAGAAGCUACUGAAACUAUCAGUCUGGAUAACAAAAAUUCCGGAACCUCUGACUACAAGAUUGAAAAGACCUCUUCAAAAAAAAGGAAACGAACAAGAGAGCAAAAAGUAUCUAAUUUGGAACCGAAAUUGCUCCCUGAGUUAAUGGAAGCUAUUUUUUCUUCCUUGAGCGCAGUGUUUAAGGCGGGCAGUAAGAUCACAAACUUAAGCAAGACUAACUCAACAGCCUACAUGCGAAAAACUUACACUGCCUCUGACGAAGAAGCUGCAUUUACUCUUGCGUUGUGGGUGGGCUUGUGCGAAAAAGUUAACUACACAAAUGUUCUAGAUAAAUACAAAUUGAAGGACUGGUUAUCUCUAUUUAUAGAGGUUUUUCCAAGUAGAAUACGAUAUUGUAACGAGAGUUCGCUUAUCACCAACUGUAUCCAGUCAGUUCUCUCUCUUAUCCAUUCCCUCAGAAAAGAAGGUCAGGAUCAUUCUUGUCUUACUGAACUGGAACUCUGGGUGGCUCGAAAUGUCAUCAUCCCUUCAAAAUCAGCAUUCGCAAAGGAAAAAACUCCGAGUGUCUUUGAAUCUAUGAUUGGAGCCCCGAUAUGCUCUAACAUAUCAUAUGCUGCAAUAAUUUUUGAUAUCUCUAUUCGAUCAGUCCGUUUUCACGCCAAUAGAAGGCGAAGUGCCGAGGAUGAGAAUUGGCUUUUUACGGUGUUCAAGUCUUUGUAUAUGUCAAUGCCGAAAACCCUCGACUCAAAAAUUCGUGAAACCAUGCACUCAAUACUUCAAUUGUGUUUAGACUACCACAUCAGUCCUGACUCGGAGUUAAUACGAACCAUAACAAACGAAGUAUUGCUAUCAGAGAGAGAAGAGGAUUGGGAGCUAAUUUCUACAAUUAUCACGCUAGACGCUAAUUUAUUUCUGAUACCCGUCGAGAACAACAAUUUAUUAGAUACUCUGUGGGAUAGAAUUUCAAAAACUUCAUUCCAAACCUCGUGUGUCCAAGAAUCAAAGAAUAUUGCUUCACGUAUUCUUGUGCCAUUGAUGUACGAAUUCUCAAAAGCAAGGAGUCUUUCGCAUUUUAUCAAACACUGGUUUUUUCAACUCUCAACAUUUGAAAAGAAAAGAAGGCAAAAUACAACUGCUUCUUUUCCCCUAGAAAGUGCAUGGGAAGACCGCGUGCUUCAACUGGAGCUUCGAAAAUACUUGGAGCCUUCACUGACCAUUCCUCAGAUCCUACAUAUCAUCGACUGGCUAUCUGAAGAAGUCUAUAACCACCCAGAUGCUGUUUGCAUCCUACUAGAGGCAAUCUGUGGAUCAGUUUCAGGCCAAGAGAGCAUAGUUGAUAGUAUAUCAUUACGGCCUUAUCACAUAAUUUUUGACAAAAAGCGAUUUUUAGGGCUGGACAGCCGUCACAAGUGGCGUGCCUGGCGUAUAUUGACUUAUACUUUAAAUUGGGCGAGCCUUACUAUCAUAAACGAACUCGCAAAGCGUUGGAAAACCGAAGAAAACCCAUUUAGUCAACAAAUUUAUUUGGACAGCCUCUUGAUCUUUAAUCAUGAAAAGCUAUCAGUGCUUUCCGACUCCCUUGAAAUCUUCAGAAGUGCUUGCGCUGCUUUCAGUGUAUCUCCAAACGGAAGUGCUAUGGAAUAUUUUAUGAAACCGAUUGUUUUGGAUCACCUUAGGUGCCUAAUCAACGACGCAUGUAUGCUCCCCUUAGUUUCCCGUCCAUUACUUCCAUUGGUAAGAUGUGUUUUUGUCGAGUACCCAAAAUGUUUGAGCCUCGCAAUUGGGUAUAAAGAUAGCUUCAGAGCUAUGCUAAUUUCAAUGUUUAAUUUCGCAUCUGAAGUUUUGUUUAGUCCAAUUGACAGAUUAUCUGAAUGUGUUGAACUCGAGGCAGCCUCAUACUCAGACUUAUGGGUUACUGCCUUACAAAGCGACGAGAUUAUCAGCAGUAAAGAACUUACAGACUUACUUAUUGAAGUUAUGCUUCCUACGGAUGACAAUUCUGGAAACCAAAAUGAGCAGAUUUUACAAAGGACUGCCUUAUCAAUUCUGACUCUAAGCCAAAUUCCUUUUGAGAUACUCAAAAAGGUCGAUCGGGAGCGAAUAAUGGAACUGUCCCACUUUCCUGAAAAAAGUGAAAAGAGAAUCAUUGUGCAAUGGUCUGGGCAGAUCAUGGCUCUAGAUUCAGCUUUACUUUCUCUAAAGUAUAGAAUUAUGGAAAGAUAUCCCGCAUUAUAUAAAGGUCUAAAGUUUAAAACCCUUACAAAAAUCGCCGAUUCCAUAAUGGAGACCGAUUAUCGCCAACUGGAAACCAAUGUUUCCCUGUUGAGGGGCUUAGUUCACCUGAUGUUCACGCAGGCAUUCAAAAAUCUCGAUCACAAUCAAAAUAAAUCUUACCUUGUCGAUGCAUUCACGCUCAUCCGGAAAAGGAUAGGAAAGGCUUACGAAAAAAAAAGGUAUCAUCUCAGCUAUGCAUUCAUAUCAGUUGCUGAAGCUGCCCUUGUUGAGCUACGUAAGAAAUCUAGUAUUCUUGAUCAACAAGAUAUUUUAAGCAAAGAAGGCUUCGAGACUACAACACAAAAUCUCCGAGAAUACACCCUGAUUCGAUUGAAGAGUUCACUCAAUAAUUUCCAGAAAACUUGUGCUCAGACUAAUCAAAGCUCCAAUGGCGAGGAUGCAGGUAUAAUUAUAAUUAUAAAUUCAUUAAUAGCACUGGGAGUCACUGCUGACCAGUUGGCGGAUAUUGAAUCUGAAUCACAGGAACUUCUUAACUCGGAAUCGGAUAUUGGCAGGCGCCUUAACACUCUUUUGUGUAUUUACUCUAAAAGAUAUGAGCAUGAAGAAUUCGGUCUAAAAUGGCAGCGAACCGUUGCACUACGCUCGCGACGAGAAGAAAUAAAACAGGUCACUGAAGCUGCCGUUAGUUUUGAAGACAACGACAGUAAGCUGAAAUUUCUCUCCAAUAUACUGAGGGCAUCCAGGGAAGACUGCAAUGGCUCGGAUAAACUUCUCGCAGUGAGACACUUAAUCAUAUCAAUCGAAGAUACUAAAAUUAAAAAGAUAGACAAUGUUUCUACUAACCUUGCUAAUUCUAGCGAUCAUAUAGAGUCUGAUCUGACAACUGUAUAUGUUCACUUAUGUACUAUGUUACGAAAAAGCCAAGAUCUUUUAUCUUUUUGUAUCAUCAGCGAAUCCCUAGAUAUAAUGCUUCGGACAAAGACCCGUGCAAUUUCACAAUUUUGUAUCGAUAGUACCCUUGGGUCGAUUUCACUUCUAUGCUCGCCUCAAUCUCCACUUCUUCCGGCUUCUCGGGCAGGAACAAUAUACCUCCACCUGACCCAACUUCUACGUAGCGUUCUUGUUCAUCACCGAUUGAAAUUAAAGGGCCACUUCCCUUUACUACAGUUAACCAUGCAAGCUCUUCUACGGUGUCUCUUUCAACCAUCUCUACAUCAUCGCACUUACAUAUUUCAAUCUUCAGCAGCAGACUUCAGUAAUACGCCAGUGUGGCUGACAAAUCCUCAACAUCAACUUUCAUCUCGCCAUGCAGAGUCGUACACCCGGCUUCUGUCAUUGAUCAGUGACCCAAGCGCAUCUUCCGUGCAAGUUAAAAACCGCAACAUUUUGACACCAGCUUUGGAUACUUGGAAACGAACAUCUCUGCUUUUCAUGCGUUUUGUGUUGAUGGACUUUAUUCGAUGGCAGUUAGAGCUACGAAUGCUAUCAAAUAUAAAGGAAAAGUUGAUACCCGGCUUCUACGCUGUACUAGAUACCACAACACCAGAGACGCGGAAAUUGAUAAGUGCCGAGUUAAACUCUAGUGGACGGGCUAUAUUUGCGGGCAUAUACAAAGAUUACCAGAAAUUUGGCAAAUGGAAAGGGUCCUAA